AUGACGAGUGAGAAGCUCUCCUUCAAAGGGUCGUGCAGACGGGAUCUGUCGCAUUUGAAUUUUUGGAUAGGCGUUGCAGUCACGAAGCAGGUGAAAGAAGUGAGGAUCGAAAUCUUAUUUGAACAGGAAGAGCCUCUGAUGCUGCCCCCAGAGAUAUUCAGGCACCAAACUUUGGUGGUCCUAAAGUUAAAUUGCUACUUUACACUCGGCGAUUAUGUUGCUAUCAAUCUCCCGAGGCUCAAGGCCCUGCACAUUUCACUUGAUUACCGGAACCGACAUCUCGUGGAGAGGUUUCUCUUGGGUUGUCCAAGGAUAGUGGAGCUCUCGAUAUAUGGAAAGCUGUUCCUUGGUCGAGAAGCAGAAAACAAUGUUGUGGAUGAGCUCGAUGAAGUAUUUGCAGAUCUUCCGGAACUGGAGAAGCUUGAACCCGGGCCGCCACCACCUUAUCAGGAAGAAGAGGAAUUCUUCCUUUCUUCGCUGACUCUGAGGAUUCUAAUGAUACACUUAGUACAAUGUUCGAAGCUUAACUACAAGAUCGUAAUCGAUGCCCCAGCUCUGAAAAGUCUCAGUGUCUGGGAUGGAGUCUCGCUGCCUUGCUACUCGAUAGGAGAGUUCCGCUCACCUGCAAAUAGCCGCACCAGCCUUCACAUGGCAGACUGCUUGCAGCAAUUCUAUGGAGCCCGUCUAUACGGGCUCCUCAUUCAACCUUCGGUGGUCACAUUCUCCGGUCACGUGUUAACUGAGUUGGAACUAGUUCAUCGUGAAGGUUCUCGGACAUUCGAGGGUGUGACCCAUCUUCGAAUCAAUCUUGCUCACCACUUAUGGGGCUUCGAAGCGGUUCCUUACAUACUCAAUUGCUUUCCAAGGCUUGAAAUCCUAUGCCUAGUAAAGAGGUUCUUGCCAAGCUGCAACUUGAUGACGGGCAAAUUCCAGCUCCCGGGAUGGGCACCAGAAUGCAUAAUGCUUCGCCUCAAGGAAAUCGAGUUUAAGAACUUCAGGCCGAUUGUACGAGGUGAAAUGAAGCUACUCGAGUACUUUCUUGAUAAUGGAAAGGCAUUGAACAGGGUGACGAUCAAUAUCAGUUCCCGCAUCCAGUCAUCAUUCGCAGAACGCAACGCUUUCCAGAUGAUGCAUCGAUUCGCCAAGGCCUCACAAUCUUGCCGGCUCGUGAUUCGAGAAGAACGUGAUCAGCCAAGCAAUUUUAAGGCUGCGAAUAUCAUACAUUUGGACUAA
Punica granatum (pomegranate) is the source of this 1233-nucleotide messenger RNA. The record is from RefSeq and is a predicted model, not a curated record. Lineage: Eukaryota; Viridiplantae; Streptophyta; Magnoliopsida; Myrtales; Lythraceae.